This is a messenger RNA of Varanus komodoensis (Komodo dragon), 6204 nucleotides long. RefSeq names its product citron rho-interacting serine/threonine kinase (gene CIT). NCBI's taxonomy places the organism in Eukaryota, Metazoa, Chordata, Lepidosauria, Squamata, Varanidae. The record is from RefSeq and is a predicted model, not a curated record. Gene Ontology annotation, cellular component: cytoplasm; cytoskeleton. Gene Ontology annotation, molecular function: ATP binding; protein serine/threonine kinase activity. The transcript is spliced from 47 exons. Gene Ontology annotation, biological process: mitotic cytokinesis; peptidyl-threonine phosphorylation; actomyosin structure organization. The coding region runs from base 1 to 6204 and encodes 2067 amino acids.
AUGCUGAAGUUUAAGUACGGAGUGCAGAGCCCUGCCAAGUUAGGUGUGAUGGAGUCUAUUGCCAGCCGUGCCUCUCGACUUAACCUACUUUUUCAGGGGAAACUACCCUCUGUGGCACAACAGCAGAUGUCUCUGCUUUCCAGGGAAGGAAUCUUGGACUCCCUAAUGGUGCUUUUUGAAGAAUGCAGCAACCCCGCUUUAAUGAAAAUCAAGCAAGUGGGCAGCUUUAUGAAAAAGUAUUCAGGUUCAAUAGCAGAGUUCCAGGAACUUCAGCCCAGUGUGAAGGACUUUGAAGUCAAGAGCCUGGUGGGACGCGGUCACUUUGCAGAAGUGCAGGUCGUGAGAGAGAAGGCAACUGGCGACGUCUAUGCCAUGAAAGUGAUGAGCAAGGCAGCUUUGCUGCAGGACCCUGUAUCAUUCUUUGAAGAAGAGAGGAAUAUAUUAUCCCAGAAUACUAGCCCUUGGAUUCCGCAGCUAUAUUAUGCCUUUCAGGACAAAAAGAACCUCUAUUUGGUUAUGGAAUAUGAGCCUGGAGGGGAUCUUCUGUCAUUCUUAAACAGAUAUGAGGAUCAGCUGGAUGAAAGCAUAGUUCAGUUUUAUCUGGCAGAGCUAGUUCUGGCUAUUCACAGUGUCCAUCAAAUGGGCUACGUACAUCGAGAUAUUAAGCCAGAAAAUAUCCUCAUUGAUCGAACAGGACAUAUAAAGUUGGUGGACUUUGGGUCAGCUGCCAAAAUGACAGGGGAUAAAAUGGUGAAUGCUAAGCUUUCAGUUGGCACCCCUGAUUAUAUGGCCCCAGAGGUGCUUAUGGUUUUGAAUGGUGAUGGCAGGGCUUCCUAUGGACCAGAAUGUGACUGGUGGUCUCUAGGGGUGGUUGCCUAUGAAAUGAUCUACGGAAAAUCUCCAUUUACUGAAGGAACUUCAACCAAAACCUUCAAUAACAUCAUGAAUUUUCAGAGGUUCCUGAAGUUCCCCAAGGAUGUGAAAGUCAGCAAUGAAUUCCUUGAUCUGAUGCAGAGUUUACUUUGUGGGCAGAAAGAGAGACUAGAUUACGAAGGCAUCUGCUGUCAUCCAUUCUUUUCUACCAUAGACUGGAAUUGCAUCUGUAACUCUCCUCCCCCCUUCGUGCCUACCAUCAAGUCCGAUGAUGACACCUCAAAUUUUGAUGAACCAGAGAAGAAUUCACGAUUUGUGCCCCCGGUGUGCCAGCUGAGCCCUGCAGGCUUCUCAGGAGAAAAUUUGCAAUUUGUGGGGUUUUCCUUCAUCAAGGCAUUGGGGAGCCUCCGAUCUGAGUCUGUAUUGGGGUUGGAUUCUCCAGCCAAGCUGAACUCCAUGGAAAAGAAACUUCUCCUUAAGAGUAAAGAGUUGCAAGACACCCAGGAUAAGUGCCACAAGAUGGAGCAGGAAAUGACGCGCUUGCACCGCAGAGUAUCGGAGGUGGAGGCUGUACUUAGCCAAAAGGAGGUGGAACUGAAAGCCUCCGAGACACAGCGAUCCCUCCUUGAACAGGACCUGGCUACCUACAUCACAGAAUGCAGUAGCUUAAAGCGAAGUCUGGAGCAGGCUCGGAUGGAAGUGUCUCAGGAGGAUGACAAAGCACUGCAGCUCCUUCAUGAUAUCAGAGAACAGAGCCGGAAGUUGCAGGAGAUCAAGGAACAGGAGUAUCAAGCCCAGGUAGAAGAGAUGAGGUUGAUGAUGAAUCAGUUAGAAGAGGAUCUUAUUUCAGCGCGUAGGCGGAGUGAUCUUUAUGAAUCUGAAUUGAGAGAGUCCCGACUAGCUGCUGAAGAGUUCAAACGUAAAGCCACAGAAUGUCAUAACAGGCUUCAGAAGGUUAAAGAUCAAGGGAAAACAGAAAUAGGAGAGCUGUACUCCAAACUGGAGAAGGUCAAUGCAGAGCAACAGGUCAAAAUCCAGGAACUCCAAGAAAAGCUGACAAAGGCUAUGAAAGCCAGUUCAGAGGCCACUGAACUCCUUCAGAACAUACGCCAAGCAAAAGAGAGAGCAGAGAAGGAGUUGGAGAAACUGCAGAACCGGGAAGACUCAAAUGAAGGCAUGAAAAAGAAAUUGCUUGAAGCUGAGGAAAGGCGCCAUUCUCUGGAGAACCAGGUGAAGAGGCUUGAGACAGUGGAACGUAGAGAGAACCGACUGAAAGAAGAUAUCCAGACUAAAUCUCAACAAAUCCAGCAGAUGGCAGAUAAAAUUCUGGAACUAGAGGAGAAGCAUCGGGAGGCACAGCUUGCGGCGCAGCACCUGGAGUUACAUCUGAAGCAGAAGGAGCAGAUGUAUGAAGAAAGGAUCAAAGUUCUGGACAACCAAAUGAAAAAAGAUCUUGCGGACAAAGAGGCACUUGAGAGUCUUUUGAGAAAACAUGAGGAAGAAGCCCGGGAAAAAUGCAAGAUUCUUGCUGAACAGAAAGCAAUGCUGAAUGCUAUGGAUUCAAAGAUUAGAUCUCUGGAACAGAGAAUAGUGGAACUGUCUGAAGCUAAUAAGCUUGCCGCAAAUAGCAGUGUAUUUACGCAGAGGAACAUGAAAGCCCAAGAAGAAAUGAUUUCUGAGCUCAGACAGCAGAAGUUUUAUCUGGAAACACAAGCUGGGAAGCUGGAAGCCCACAACAAUAAGCUGGAGGAACAGCUGGACAAAAUCAGCCAUCAGGACCACACUGACAAGACACGUCUGUUGGAGUUGGAAACCAGAUUGCGAGAGGUUAGCCUUGAACAUGAAGAACAAAAAUUGGAAUUGAAGCGGCAGCUCACAGAAUUACAGCUCACCCUCCAGGAGAGGGAAUCUCAGAUUUCAGGGUUGCAGGCUGCCCGGGCAGCCCUGGAAAGUCAGCUCCGGGAGGCCAAAACAGAGCUAGAAGAGACUACAGCUGAGGCAGAGGAGGAAAUCCAGGCUCUGACGGCACAUAGAGAUGAAAUCCAGCGUAAAUUUGAAGCCCUUCGUAAUAGCUGCACAGUGAUUACAGACUUGGAAGAACAGCUGAACCAGUUGAGUGAGGACAAUGCUGAGCUGAACAAUCAGAACUUCUUUCUGUCCAAGCAGUUAGAUGAGGCAUCAGGAGCAGGCGACGAGGUGGUCCAGUUGCGAAGCGAGGUUGACCAUCUUCGUCGUGAGAUCACGGAGCGAGAGAUGCAGCUCACCAGUCAGAAACAGACAAUGGAGGCCUUAAAGACAACCUGCACAAUGCUGGAAGAGCAAGUGAUGGACCUGGAGGCUUUGAAUGAUGAACUUCUAGAGAAGGAGCGUCAGUGGGAGGCGUGGAGAAAUGUCUUAGGAGAUGAGAAGACCCAGUUCGAAUGCCGGGUUCGAGAACUACAGAGAAUGUUAGAUACGGAGAAACAAAGCAGGGUGCGAGCAGAUCAGCGCAUCACAGAAUCACGCCAGGUGGUAGAGCUUGCAGUUAAAGAACAUAAAGCAGAGAUCUUGGCUCUCCAGCAGGCAUUAAAAGACCAAAAACUGAAAGCCGAGAGUCUUUCUGACAAGCUCAGUGAUUUGGAGAAGAAGCACGCCAUGCUGGAGAUGAAUGCUCGUAGCCUGCAGCAGAAACUCGAGACGGAACGCGAGCUCAAGCAGAGGCUGCUGGAAGAGCAAGCAAAGCUGCAGCAGCAAAUGGAUUUGCAGAAAAAUCACAUUUUUCGGCUGACUCAAGGCCUACAGGAGGCUUUGGAUAGGGCCGAUCUUUUGAAGAAUGAGCGAAGUGACCUGGAGUACCAGCUAGAAAAUAUCCAGGUUCUGUAUUCCCAUGAAAAGGUGAAAAUGGAGGGCACAAUUUCACAACAAACCAAGCUUAUUGACUUUCUGCAAGCAAAGAUGGACCAGCCAGCCAAAAAGAAAAAGGGCCUGUUUAGUCGACGGAAAGAGGACCCUUCUUUACCCACACAGGUUCCUCUGCAAUACAAUGAGCUGAAGGUGGCACUGGAGAAGGAGAAGGCCCGCUCUGCUGAGCUGGAGGAGGCCCUUCAGAAGACUCGCAUCGAGCUCAGAUCAGCUCGAGAGGAAGCUGCCCAUAGGAAAAUUACAGACCACCCUCACCCAUCCACUCCUGCCACGGCCAGGCAGCAGAUCAUCAUGUCUGCCAUAGUCCGGUCACCUGAGCACCAGCCCACGCCCAUCAGCCUGCUUGCUCCUCCCUCAAGCCGCAGAAAGGAGUCCUCCACGCCAGAGGAGUUUAAUCGGCGUCUGAAAGAACGGAUGCAUCACAAUAUUCCUCACCGGUUCAAUGUGGGGCUGAACAUGAGGGCAACAAAAUGUGCGGUUUGCUUGGAUACUGUGCACUUUGGACGUCAGGCCUCUAAAUGUCUUGAAUGCCAGAUGAUGUGUCAUCCAAAGUGCUCGACCUGUUUGCCAGCUACUUGUGGCUUGCCAACUGAGUAUGCCACCCAUUUCUCUGAAGCCUUCUGCCGGGACAAACUGAACUCUCCAGGUCUUCAACUGAAAGAGCCUAGCAGCACUUUACGGCUGGAAGGAUGGAUGAAGGUGCCAAGAAAUAAUAAGCGUGGGCAGCAGGGCUGGGACAGGAAGUAUAUAGUUUUGGAAGGAACCAAAGUGCUUGUUUAUGACACAGAAGCAAGAGAAGCUGGACAAAGACCUGUGGAGGAGUUUGAGCUGUGUCUUCCAGACGGAGAUGUUACUGUCCACGGAGCUGUGGGAGCAACAGAGCUUUUAAAUACAGCUAAGACAGAUGUGCCAUAUAUCUUAAAGCUGGAGUCUCAUCCCCAUACCACGUGUUGGCCUGGCCGGACCCUCUAUUUGUUAGCAUCCACGUUUCCUGAUAAGCAGCGUUGGGUCAGCGCACUGGAGUCUGUAGUAGCUGGAGGAAGAGUUUCCAGGGAAAAGGCUGAGGCUGACGCUAAGCUUCUGGGAAAUUCUCUCCUGAAGCUAGAGGGGGAAGACCGUUUGGACAUCAACUGCACACUGCCCUUCAGCGACCAGGUAGUACUGGUGGGUGCUGAAGAAGGUCUUUACGCCCUGAAUGUGCUGAAGAACUCUUUAACGCACGUCCCUGGGAUUGGUGCUGUUUUCCAAGUGCACCUGAUCAAGGACCUGGAAAAACUGCUCAUGAUAGCAGGUGAGGAGCGGGCACUGUGUCUCGUUGACGUGAAGAAAGUUAAGCAGUCGCUAGCCCAGUCCCACCUACCAGCUCAGCCGGAUGUCUCGCCAAAUGUUUUCGAGGCCGUGAAAGGGUGCCAUCUUUUUGCUGCUGGAAAGAUUGAGAACGGGCUGUGCAUCUGCGCGGCGAUGCCCACCAAAGUGGUCAUUUUGCGCUAUAACGAGGGCCUCGGCAAGUUCUGCAUCAGGAAGGAGACUGAAACCUCAGAGCCCUGCAGCUGCAUUCAUUUCACCAAUUACAGCAUCAUCAUCGGAACAAAUAAGUUUUAUGAAAUUGAAAUGAAGCAGUAUACCCUUGAAGAAUUCCUGGACAAGAACGACCAUUCCUUAGCUUCUGCCUUGUUUGCAUCGUCCACUAACAGCUUUCCAGUCAACAUCAUCCAGGUGAAUCCUGCUGGGCAGAGGGAGGAAUAUCUCCUUUGCUUUCAUGAGUUUGGCGUCUUCGUAGACUCUUACGGGAGACGCAGCCGCUCCGAUGACUUGAAAUGGAGCCGUCUGCCUUUAGCAUUUGCUUACAGGGAGCCGUACCUGUUUGUGACCCACUUCAACUCGCUCGAGGUGAUUGAGAUUCAAGCACGUGCCUCUCUCGGCACUCCAGCUCGCGCUCACCUGGAUAUCCCCAGCCCCCGCUACCUGGGGCCGGCAAUUUCAUCAGGAGCCAUUUACCUGGCCUCUUCCUACCAGGACAAACUGAGAGUCAUUUGCUGCAAGGGGAACUUGGUGAAAGAAUCCAACAAUGAACACCACCGGGGAUCCUCAACCACACGCAGCAGCCCAAACAAGAGAGGUCCCCCAACAUAUAACGAGCACAUAACCAAGCGGGUCGCCUCAAGCCCCGGACCUCCGGAAGGUCCGAGCCACCCUCGAGAGCCAAGCACACCCCAUCGCUAUCGAGAGGGACGGACGGAGCUCCGCAGGGACAAGUCUCCUGGGCGCCCGCUAGAGAGGGAGAAAUCUCCUGGCAGGGUCCUGAGCACCCGUAGGGAACGGUCGCCCGGGAGGCUGUUUGAGGAGAGCAGCAGGGGACGGAUGCAGGCGGGGGGCGCGAGGACUCCCCUCUCCCAAGUCAACAAGGUCUGGGACCAAUCUUCAGUAUAA